GAGUAGCACUGUCGAGUGGAGAUCAUUCACAAUGACCAAGGCAACAACACUACUCCUUCUUGUGUUGCUUUCACUGACCAUGAAAGGUUGAUCGGUGAUGCUGCUAAAAAUCAAGCUGCCACUAAUCCAGAGAACACCAUCUUCGAUGCCAAGAGGUUGAUUGGUAGGAAAUAUAGCGAGCAAAAUGUUCAAAAAGAUAAAAUGUUGUGGCCAUUUAAGGUCGUUGCUGGUACCAAUGACAAACCAAUGAUCGUGGUUAAAUACAAGGGUCAGGAGAAGCAACUUUGUGCUGAGGAAGUAUCAUCCAUGGUCCUUGUUAAGAUGCGGGAGAUUGCUGAGGCUUUUUUGGAAAAACCUGUGAAGAAUGCUGUUGUUACUGUGCCUGCUUAUUUCAAUGACUCUCAGCGUAAAGCCACCAUGGAUGCUGGUGCCAUUGCUGGCCUCAAUGUUAUACGGAUAAUCAGUGAACCCACUGCUGCUGCUAUUGCAUAUGGCCUUGACAAGAGAACUAAUUGUGUUGGAGAGCGAAACAUUUUCAUCUUUGACUUAGGUGGUGGUACUUUUGAUGUGUCACUCCUCACAAUCAAGGAUAAGGUCUUCCAGGUUAAGGCCACUGCUGGAAACACUCAUCUUGGAGGAGAGGACAUCGACAACAGAAUGGUGAACUAUUUUGUAGAAGAGAUCAAAAGGAAAAACAAAGUGGACAUUAGUGGCAAUCCUAGGGCUCUAAGGAGGUUGAGAACUGCAUGUGAGAGGGCAAAAAGGACACUCUCUUGUGUUGUUACCACCAAAGUUGAUGUUGAUGCUAUAUUUCAAGGCAUAGACUUCAACUCUUCAAUCAAUCGUGCAAGGUUUGAGGAAAUUAAUAUGGAGCUGUUUGAAGAGUGCAUUGAGACAGUAGAGAAGUGUCUUACUGAUGCUAAGAUGGACAAAAGCAGUGUGCAUGAUGUUGUCCUUGUUGGUGGCUCUUCUAGAAUUCCCAAAGUGCAGCAGUUAUUGCAGGCUUUCUUCAAUGGUAAAGAUUUGUGCAAGAGUAUUAACCCUGAUGAGGCUGUUGCUUAUGGCGCAGCUGUGCAAGCUGCAUUGUUGAGUAAAGAAAUGGAUGCCAAGAGGUUGAUUGGUAGGAAAUAUAGCGAGCAAAAUGUUCAAAAAGAUAAAAUGUUGUGGCCAUUUAAGGUCGUUGCUGGUACCAAUGACAAACCAAUGAUCGUGGUUAAAUACAAGGGUCAGGAGAAGCAACUUUGUGCUGAGGAAGUAUCAUCCAUGGUCCUUGUUAAGAUGCGGGAGAUUGCUGAGGCUUUUUUGGAAAAACCUGUGAAGAAUGCUGUUGUUACUGUGCCUGCUUAUUUCAAUGACUCUCAGCGUAAAGCCACCAUGGAUGCUGGUGCCAUUGCUGGCCUCAAUGUUAUACGGAUAAUCAGUGAACCCACUGCUGCUGCUAUUGCAUAUGGCCUUGACAAGAGAACUAAUUGUGUUGGAGAGCGAAACAUUUUCAUCUUUGACUUAGGUGGUGGUACUUUUGAUGUGUCACUCCUCACAAUCAAGGAUAAGGUCUUCCAGGUUAAGGCCACUGCUGGAAACACUCAUCUUGGAGGAGAGGACAUCGACAACAGAAUGGUGAACUAUUUUGUAGAAGAGAUCAAAAGGAAAAACAAAGUGGACAUUAGUGGCAAUCCUAGGGCUCUAAGGAGGUUGAGAACUGCAUGUGAGAGGGCAAAAAGGACACUCUCUUGUGUUGUUACCACCAAAGUUGAUGUUGAUGCUAUAUUUCAAGGCAUAGACUUCAACUCUUCAAUCAAUCGUGCAAGGUUUGAGGAAAUUAAUAUGGAGCUGUUUGAAGAGUGCAUUGAGACAGUAGAGAAGUGUCUUACUGAUGCUAAGAUGGACAAAAGCAGUGUGCAUGAUGUUGUCCUUGUUGGUGGCUCUUCUAGAAUUCCCAAAGUGCAGCAGUUAUUGCAGGCUUUCUUCAAUGGUAAAGAUUUGUGCAAGAGUAUUAACCCUGAUGAGGCUGUUGCUUAUGGCGCAGCUGUGCAAGCUGCAUUGUUGAGUAAAGGCUUUAAGAAUGUUCCAGAUUUCAGUAUUACUAUGAUCCUGAAGGGGAGUAUUAUCGAACACAAAAACAGGCUUCUGUGA
This is a messenger RNA of Cajanus cajan (pigeon pea), 2133 nucleotides long. NCBI's taxonomy places the organism in Eukaryota, Viridiplantae, Streptophyta, Magnoliopsida, Fabales, Fabaceae. The record is from RefSeq and is a predicted model, not a curated record.